CUAGAAGCAACAGGCAAAUGAAGGCAGCCAUGCCUUGUUAUUUUUCAUUAACUUUGUUAUUAUUUUUCGCAUUUGAAGCUCGUACACUUCUUGUUCUUCCAAGGGCACUCCGGUGCGUGGGUGUUUUAUGACUCAGGAUGUGAUUGAAAGGGCACCAAGGCGUGCACAGUUUGAUAAUUCCUCGUUGUCAACUUCCUUCCGUAGUUUUAGCUUUCAAGUGGAUGUAACAUGGGUCAAAAUGGAUCUGCUCCGGUGUUUUUGAAGAUUCUAAAUCAUUUUGUGCAACUGAUGUGCAAUCAAAUUGAAUGAAAAGAAACAUGCCAUCAAGUGACACCAUGGUUGACACGACGGAAUCAAGUGUGACAGAUAGUGUCGGCAGCAGUAGUGAUGUCUCAAGCCAUACAGCUUGUACGACAGUUGCAAGCCAUCUCAGCCAACGCAGUUGUAUGGAUGUAGUUUGUGUUAUUGAUUUGGUUCAAGCAGAGAACUUGGCACAGCGGAAACGAGCCUGGGAAGAAGUUAAAGAAGCAUGUGAACUUGUGAAUGCAAAUGCUCAUCUUGUUCAAUUUGAAAAGCUAGACUUUGGUGAAACUAAUGUUCUUGACACAUUUUAUAAUGCUGAUGUAGCAAUUGUUGACCUCUCAGUGCAAACUCAACAAAGUGCAUUGUUUUAUCAUCUAGGAAUACGUGAAAGUUUCAGCAUGAAGGAGAACAUUUUGUUGACUAACGAUACUGACUCAGAAAGUACACUUCGUCUGAAAAUUUCUUGUGGCUCUUACACUUUUGUUGCUUACAGCCUGACUAAUCUUGGAGUCUGCCUUGUGACCUUAAGCUCAUGUGUGUCUAAAGCUGGUGGCGAUGAAGCAAUUCCUGAUGCUAAACCCCAUCUAUCUUUCAAGCUCAGAAAGUUACUUCAAGAUGUGGAGGUUCAAUCUAAGGCUCACAUGAAAGAGAAGUUUUUGGCAGAUCUUCGUAAAGCAAGAGAGUCAUAUUCUGGAGAUGAGCUGUCAAAAGUGUUACAUAAUUUGCAGAAGAGGCUUGAUGACCCCAGCAUUUUGUCUGGAGAUGUUGUCCUGAAUUUACUCAUUUCUUUCCGGGAUGUUCAAGACUAUGACGCCAUGGUGACUCUUGUUGAGAAUUUGAAGACCCUGCAUGCCCAGAAGACAUAUUAUAUCAACAAACCUUACAUAGCAUACCUGUUUGCCUUUGCAUUGGCACGCAGAAAUAAAGAAGGUGAUAGAGAGGAAGCCCUUAGUGUAACUGAAAAGGCUCUGGAGACAAAGGAAAAUCAAUUUCCUGAUAUGUUGUGCCUCUGUGGUAGAAUCUAUAAAGACAAGUUUGUGGAGUCAGGCCAUCAAGACAAAGAGAGCUUGAACAAAGCAAUUCACUGGUAUAGGAAGGGUUUUGAUGUACAACCCAAUGAAUAUGCUGGCAUCAACUUGGCUACACUGUUGGUGAUUGCAGGCAAUGAAUUUUCAAAAUCAGAAGAGUUACAGAAUAUUGGUAGAGUACUAAACAACUUAAUUGGUAAAAAAGGCAGCCUCAGUUCUCUCAAGGAAUACUGGGAUGUUGCGACCUUCUUUGAAAUCAGCGUUUUAGCAGAAGACUAUGCUAAAGCCAUCCAGGCUUCCUUGUGUAUGUUCAAGCUGAAGCCGCCUAAUUGGUAUCUGAAAAGCACCAUAGGUAAUAUAACCCUGAUUGACCGUUUCCGCAAAAAAAAUGAUGAGUCUCCACCAACGGCAGAAGAACAAAUAUUUGGAUUUUGGAUGGAAUUUUUUAUUGAAGCAACCAAGACUGAAGGUGGAGAAAAUGAUAUACGAUUUCCUAUGCUGGUUCUAGAGCCAAAUCGUGUUCUUAUGCCAAGUUUUAUCACAGUGAAUUUAGGAGCUGAGGAGAAAUCAUUGCAAAUUUACAAUAUAUGUGUAAAUUGUCUGAAAGGGAAAGAUCGGUGUCAUCAGGUUCAUGAGUGGCUCUUCACAGCCAGCCAAAUCCGAAGUGUCAGUUUGUACAAGAGAGAUGAGCGCAGUUUAUUUCUUUAUGUUCAUCAGAAUGGUGAUGAUUUUCAAUGCUAUCUUCCAUCAUCUAUGUGUCGAGAGAGGUUACACAGUCUUAUACUUGAAAUGACUGCAAAUGAAGAGGGAAUGGUGACUGAUUUAGACACAGACAUCUCUAAAGAUCAAAUAAGCUAUGAAUAUGAUCUAGAUGACAAUGGCAAAAAAGUGAUCUUAGGUAAAGGAACUUACGGAGUUGUCUAUGCUGCUAGAGAUAUCAACACUCAAGUUCGCAUCGCUGUCAAGGAAAUACCUGAAAAGAAGAUAGGAGAUGUCCAGCCACUCCAUGAAGAGAUUCGGUUACAUUCCCAACUGCGGCACAAGAACAUUGUUCAGUAUAAAGGGUCUGCUUCAGAGGAUGGCUUUUUCAAAAUAUUCAUGGAGCAAGUACCAGGAGGCAGUCUUUCCUCUCUUUUGCGAUCCAAGUGGGGUCCACUGAAGGAGAAUGAAGCCACAAUAGCAUUUUACACCAAGCAAAUUUUGCAAGGCCUAAAAUACCUCCAUGAUCAGAAAAUUGUUCAUCGAGACAUAAAAGGUGACAAUGCUCUUGUUAACACAUACAAUGGAGUUGUGAAAAUAUCUGAUUUUGGAACAUCCAAGCGGUUGGCUGCGCUGUCACCAAGCACUGGAACUUUUGCUGGAACCCUUCAGUAUAUGGCUCCUGAAGUUAUUGAUAAGGGACAAAGAGGCUAUGGAGCUGCUGCUGAUAUUUGGUCACUGGGUUGUACCAUUGUUGAAAUGGCAACAGGGAAACCUCCUUUCAUAGAGUUAGGUUCCCCGCAAGCUGCUCUUUUCAAAGUGGGCUUCUAUAAAAGUCAUCCGGCUAUUCCAACUGAACUCUCUGAAAGAGCCAGAAAUUUCAUUCUCCGCUGCUUUCAGCCUGAACCAGAAGCCCGUGCCACUGCUGCAGAACUUUUGGAUGAUGUGUUUUUGACGGAAAAGAAGAAGAGCAUCAAUAUACCAACCUCAAGAGACCUGAACAGAAGUGUUUCAGUUCCUGCUGAAAGAAUUGUAGCACAGCAACAACACAAGUUGGACAAGCAAACCAGUGCAAAUGCAGCAAUAUCACGGUCACCUGUAUCACCUGAUUCAGAUUCUCAUGUCCUAUCUUUGUAUGAAACGGAUUCUGGCAAUAUGUCAAGGAGAAGUUCCUCUGGUGGGCUGCUCUCUCCUGAUGUGGAUCUUAGUACCUCAAGAAGCACGUGUGGUUCUCCUAAUCUUGUGAGCACUACCGAAACUGCUGGAGAACAAGACGGCUUCUAUCUUUUAAGGAAAGGCUCUCAGCUGACAGUUACUCUCUGCAAGGCACUUGAAGAAGAUGAAGACAAGCUUUGCGAAAUUUGGAUAGAGGGUAUUGAAGAGGAGGUUGGAAAUCCUCUCCUCUCCCAUUCUCAUCUCAGGUUUUUGAUCAACUCUCUAAGGACUUAUAUUCUUGAUCAAGACAAGAAAUCUUUGAACAAUGAUUUUCAGCACUUGAAAAAAGAAUUACAAUUUGAUGAUGCUGCAAUCAAUCAACUUCGAUUGGCCAUCUAUAGAUUUCAAGAUCCAGUGAAAGAAAUUUUGAAAAUGAGACACAUUAAGCCACACUGGAUGUUUUCUCUUGAUGAUUUAGUUCGAAGUGCUAUACAGGCUGCCAUAACCAUCCUGUCCCCUCAGCUGCAUCCAAAUAUUGGUGCAGACGAUCAGGGCUGUAGCACUGUUUCAUCAAUCAACCUUCUGAAACCACCAAAAGAGCUUGACAACAAUGAUGAAUGCAACAGUAAUGACAUCAGGGUGCAAAUAGAGCAACUGCGGGAGGACACACUGUGUGUAGUGCAGCAGUUACUGGAAACCCAAAGGGCUGUACAUAGUUUAUUGAGCCAAUCUCUCCAAGAUCUGCAUAAUCAAGUAAAUAAUAUACAACAAAUACUACGCUGUGAUUCUCCCUCUUCACAGGGAAUGCCUGCCUCAAACACUUCUACUUAUCGCUUACUUCCUCAAAUUAGUGUGAGUGAUACAUCUAAUGAGGAUGGUGACUUGUUUGAGUGGCUAGAGAAGUUGGGUGUUGAUAAAACCUCUCAAGACCUUUUCAGAGAUGAGCAGCUCUGUCUAGAUGAUGUUCUUAAUUAUGUUACAAGAAAUGAUCUCUCCAAGCUCAAUCUUCGCAUUGGUGUUGAGCUGCGCAUUUGGAAAGCAAUAUUACAGCAUAGGAAGGAUAAUCGUCAGCUGUUGAGCCAAAGUCAACGUAGUUCAUCUUGUGCUCCACCUUCACCUGACGGAAAUAGUGUGUCAAUUUGAGGUGUAGAUAUUUUUGUGAAAUAUUCAUUGACCAAAUUUAUGAAUUGAAAACUAUGUAACAAACUGUGAUUUUGAUAAUUUUAAAAUAACUUUAGAGGAUGAGUCAUGGUGCUACUAAUAUAAUGCAUAAAAGAAGACUAAUUUUUUUUUGAUGAUAUUAUAAAGUUUAUGAAAAGACUUUAGUGCAUUUGUAAGUUGGUCUCCUUGGGCACCUCAGGAGAAAAGUUGCAAUUUUUUCGUUUUUUAAAAAGCAGUUAUCUUUUCUGAUUACUAUUGUGUCCUUGAAAAUAUUAAUUACAUUGGUCUAGAGGCAUAAUAAUAAAUUUCACUUUGUUUAGGUCAAUUUGACAAGUGGUUUAGAACUUAUCUAUGACUAAUUCAACUGGUAAAUUUUGAUAAAGUGUUAUUGCGUCCAUAUUUCUAUUGAUUAUAUUGUCAUGUGCCAAAAGAAAAAAUCAAACUAAAACAAGAUAGGUUGAGUCUCUCUCUUUCUCUGUGUACUACUUGGCAUAACAAAUAUCUUACGUAUUUUAUUUUCUGGUAAAAGCUUGUGUCACAUGUUUCAGCCUCCUAAAUUUUAUUUAUUAUGAAUAACUAAAGGAUUGUCCCAUGGUUUUUUUCUUUUUUUGCUGGCAUGAAUGAUUAUUUGUUUUAUGAAUGAUACGAAGAGUAACAUCAACAAUACAGCCGAUGAAGUCAUACUUCGAAGCAGGGUACUACCUUCUGUGCUGAAAUUCAUGUGAUUGUUAAGCAGGGUAUUUGAUAGUCCUUUUUAAUGAUUCACAGAUUAAAUAUGUACUAUGGGGGAAAAAUUUUGUUGUCUUUGAAACAUAGUUGAUGCUAGUAUUACUUUACAUUAUUUACUUAGUGUUACCCCUCUGUGCCAUUGUAGAUUGUGAUCCACUAACCAUUGAGUUAAUGGAAGUCAAAUAUUUUUGUAAGUGUAUUUCUUGUUGAAUUCUUGUUAGAUGUUUAUUCUACGUGGUAAUUUUUUUCUGAGGAAUGUGUUUAUUUGCUUGAAAAGACUUUUGAUGCCUAUGAGUCUGACUCUAUAAUUGUGAAAUUUUGUUGACGUUUUGGAAAUAUUUGUAUAGUUUAACUUGUCUCUGUAUAAAUUUGUACAACCCAUAAUUUUGUUUAGAAUGUUUACUAACUUUGUUAUUUUUGAUGUUUAAGUAUUACGGUUGAUAUUUGAUGUCAAUUAAAAUGAGAAAUACUGUCAAUCCACUUUGGUACCCAUUAAAGACAUAUUAAUUACA
Molecule: messenger RNA, 5587 nt
Organism: Thrips palmi
Lineage: Eukaryota; Metazoa; Arthropoda; Insecta; Thysanoptera; Thripidae
Gene: Ask1
Product: mitogen-activated protein kinase kinase kinase 15
Exons: 2
Coding region: 306-4328 (1340 amino acids)
Biological process (GO): protein phosphorylation; MAPK cascade
Molecular function (GO): protein binding; ATP binding; protein kinase activity
Source: RefSeq, a predicted model, not a curated record